Molecule: messenger RNA, 9598 nt
Organism: Globicephala melas (long-finned pilot whale)
Lineage: Eukaryota; Metazoa; Chordata; Mammalia; Artiodactyla; Delphinidae
Product: protein O-glucosyltransferase 3
Biological process (GO): positive regulation of protein secretion; intracellular protein transport; multivesicular body sorting pathway
Cellular component (GO): endomembrane system; endosome
Molecular function (GO): glucosyltransferase activity; small GTPase binding
Source: RefSeq, a predicted model, not a curated record
UUCCCUAGGUUUGUGGUUUUAGAUUUUCAAACGGGAGGACUUAUCAUUGGCUAUAGGAUCAAGUUCCUGAAACUGGUCUUCUAUAGCUUGAAAAAUGUCAUUGUAACAGGAAGCGCCAAGAGCUUAAGUGUUAAUUCACACACAGUAGAGGAUAUGACGAAAGUUCCUCAGGGGUUUGAUUUCAGUUUCCUAAAUGAAGAAGAAGCCAGGAAGAUCCUUCAGGUGCUGGAAAGAAAUGAGGAGCUACAGAGGGCAGAGAAGGACAGGAUCAGCAAACUCCAGAAGACAAAGAGGGAUAUCAGAUGGCUUCAAGGAGUAACUGGUGAAUGGUUUGAAGAAGUUCAAAGGAAAAAGUUUUGCAAUGAAACAGAUGUUAGCCAAAUGUUAAAACAACCAGUUACAUACAGACUGAGAAAGGGGAUGGCAGAAAAUGAUCCUAUGGAAUUACAAACAUCAAGAUCUAAAAAUAUACCUAAUCAAAGAAACCCAACAUCCGUUCCUUCUCAGCUGAGCUUCAGAUCAUCAUUUGCUUCUCUAUUCUCAUUCAGAAAAUCCAGAAAGGAGACUUUAAAGCUUCAACCACUGGGAGAGAAAGGAUGUGACGACCACAUACCUCCUGUGUCUGUGAGGGGAACUGCUUUGCAGGCAAAAAUAUACAAUUCACCUCUGGAAAAUCAACCCAUUGGCAGUGCAUUUGUCCCCAAGCCAGCAGGCAUGAGGGAGGGAAGUAGCAUGCCUCCGUGGGAUGCUUCACUGCUAGAGGAUGAGUUUUUCCAAGUUUUAGAUGAUUUGGAUGGAAAACUGGCUCAGGAACAGUCUCCAAGCUCAUUGGAUGCCAGAACACCUCUCAACUAUGGAUCAAGAACACAGUUCAGUCGUUUUUACUCCAGUGGGAAUAAACACCGUAAUAUCACAGCAAGGCACAAAAAUUGCUGUAAUGAAACUUCUAAUAUGUCUAUCUAUGACAUCCUAAGACCAGGAACCCCUAAGGAAGGUUUUAAAACCUUUUCUCCUAGAACAAGGACAAUCUGUGAUAUGUACAAGACAAGGGAACCCAGAGUCUUAAAAGAAGAUUAUGUGCAAAAGAAUAUUUUUGGUAGUAUUUCUCUGUAUUUUGACAGCAGACAACAAUCAGCCUCACCAGCUACAGGGUAUUUCACAGCAAGAAGCUUACCUUUUUCAGCCACAACUCAGAUCAAGACUGGGUUUAUACCACCAAGCCACCAACAGAGCCCAAAGAGAACUCCUUUAUCAUCUAUCAUAUGGAAUAGAUCAGAUUCCUCUAGUGAUAGGCAGAACGAGGAAGAGUUCCUGAGGGCACCAUCACCAAUGGAAAUUGACCUUGCUGACCAGUAUAUGUAUCCCAGGUGUUUUCAGGAGGAUAGGAGAUAUGAAUUUUACCAUCCACAGAGUGUUCACCGAAGUGCCCCCAUGAAUAAUGCAAUGAGUGCUGACCCAUUUGAGAACUCAGAGAAUAUGCUGUUCUACCAUGAAGAUAACCCAUUUACUGGGUCUUUCCUUAGCAAUACCUUUGGAUGGAGCAGGGAACAGAGAUUUAGACCAAGUCCUUUUGGGGGCCAACAGGAAAAACAUUCUUCCUGGUCUGACUUUCAUCAAAGCAGGAAACCAUUCACUUCUUCUGACAGAGACUUUGAAAUGAUCUCCAUUGAAGCAAAUAGUGCAUUUUUAGCUGGUCAUUGUCAUAGUGUUCCUUCUCAACACUGGGGGUCAUUUUCUCCUAGGUACAGGACAAAUAUUUCCAGAAACCAAGAGAAGCCACAUCCCUCACAGUUUGAUUCUCAAGCAUCCACACUGGAGAGCAUGGAGGUGUCACAAGUUAAAAGGAACCAGUCUACUUAUUUUAGUGCACCAAAUGUUUGCCCCAUGCCUGGUUCAAGCUAUCACAUCAAAUCUGAUGGGUUAGAAUGUCAACAGGACAGUUCUCCUAUGGAACUACAUAUAAACAAAGAACCUUACUCAUUUGAAAUUGCUCAAACUCUAGCAUCCUCAUUCAAAACUACCUUCCCACAGAUUCCUGAUGACAGAGGGAAUCCUCAGAGUCCCAACUUUCAGAAUCCCACAGUCACUUUGCAGAAAAUUAAGCCUGCUUCUCUUCCAAUCAGAAACUAUACAGAAGUCACUGGGACCAACAGUGAUUCAGUUGAUUCUCCACCUCUGACUGAAAACCAACCCAAUAUCUUGGUCACGGAAGUGAAUAAUGAGAAAGACUUGAAUGGAUCUGUUUUGGAAAAAGACAAACAACUAAACAAGAUAGACCAGACAACCAUGACAGGUGAAAUACCCCAACUUGUUUCACAGACAGUAAUUUCUAACCCUUUACCUGAUUUUCAAAAUUUCCUCUCUCAGGACUCAGCCAAGAGCAACAGAUUUGUUUUUAAUGCAUCUACGACGAUAAGUUCAAAAAGUUUGCCUGGAGAGAUUUCCAGGAGAGAUAUCUCCAAAAUUCAUAAAGCCAAUGAACUAAAAAAAGAUAAGAGUUAUACUGGGAACAGAAAACUUGGCUCAGCAACUUCCCUUCCUUUCAUUCAGGAAAGCAAAACAACAUCACCUUCUCUCAGCCCAAAUCAAGGUUUUCACCAGGAAUUAACAGUAAGAAAUAAAGAUAUUUCAAACAUUAUUAAAAAUAACCACGGGAGUCCUGAAUGUACUGAUAAUCAAAAUGCACAGUCUUCAGAAAAGCCUGCUGUUUUAGAUACCAAGGAAGAACAAUGUACCACAACUUAUUCUACCAACUGUAGCAAGUCACCUGCCGACCACAAUGUGCCAUGUGAUUCUUUAGAUCUGUCAUCAGGUACACUACCAGAUUCCUUACCAUCAAAUGAUUCUUGCCUUGAUGCUCUGGUGAUUCCUUCUACUGCAGGGUUCUCCUGGAAAUGUCCUUCAAGCAAAGAUCUGUCUCUGGGAGAAAGAGAAGAAAAAGACAAUGAUUGCAAGAACCAAAAUAGUCAAUUUUCCCUAAGCUUCUCAGAAAACCAAAAGAGUAAUGUUAAUUGUAUGCCUGUACAUAAUGAAGUGGUUGAUGUUGUCAAAUGCCAUUCACAUCCUCCUUUCAGGGAUGGAAAGGGAAAAGGAAAAAUAAGACGACGUAUAUCCUAUACCGAAAAAUUAAGCAAAACGGAAAGUAGAUCAAUACCCACAAGUGACAGCAGUAACCUCAUUGAGGGAACUGAAAGCAAUUCCAAGCCUCCUGAGCUUCACACAAUUUAUUGUACCUUACCAAGAAAAUCAGCCAGUUUUCUCAUCAAUAACAGGAAGUCUGAAAGUAAGAAAAUGCCUUCUUCGUUUAGGAAUGAGCAACUUGCAUUCCAAAUCAAAACUGAUGUGGAAGAUCCAGUAGGGAAGUACACAUCAAACAAAUUCAGUCCCAGUUCUUGUGAGUCAGAGAGCAAAUAUUCCGGAGUAGUUUCAGACUCAGUCUCAAUACCACCUGAAGCCACAGAGGAGAUGACAAAUAUGACAAACAUUGGAUCUGCUUCUGUUAGAAAAGGACCACUUCAAGUCCUCAUCAAGAGGGCUGUGUCAUGUCCCUCAGGGGUGCCAUAUGCCUCAACUGGAAGAGAUGAAAGAAAAGAAGGUUUAGUCUCAGAUACAGAUGCUUCUAUUACAACACUAAAGCCUUGGGAGAGACUCAUUAACCCUCUGGGAAGUGACUCAUCUGUUCGGGAGUGUUCUUUAAGCAAAAGACACCACCAGAAGGAAUACUUUCAGGAAUGCACUGAAAAGAAUGGUAGAAUUUCUGCCUCCAGGACAGGUAUAUUUUCCCAUCCAAAUGAACACCCUUUACCUUUUUCUGCAGAUUUGUCAGGCAAAGAAAGUGGGAAAACAUUACAUAAAUUUAAGACUACUAGCAUGUUUUCUGUUUCUGGUGAUGAAGAUAAUGUGAAAUGUCUUGAGGUGAUUUCAAUAUACUAUACUCUACCAAGGAAACACAGAAAAAAGUUCUGUAACCUUCUUCAAAAGUAUACACAAAAUAUCGAUUCACUUACAGAAUCAACUAAAGUGGGGACUGAAAUAUCUCCUAAUGCUUUAGAAAAAGACAAACUAAAUUGUUCUACACACGAGCAGUCAGGAACACCUUCCUCUAAAGAUCUAAAGAUGCAGGUCAGCUCUGCUCAGGAGAACAGCCAUCUUUCUUACACCACUGAAAAUAUGACUGGUUUACAAUUACCAAGUUUUAGGUCCUCAGAGCCUACAUUACAGGAAAUUGCUUCUAUUGAAGCAGAUGUUUCUCUUCAUAAAGGAGAACCUAAAUCUAGAGAGGUUUCCCCACACAACUUAGCUAAAACACCUUUAUGUGAUUCACAAAGCAAGAAAGAGAAAGGGGGAAAAUUGCGAAGUGAAACCCUGUAUACUUCACUAAUGCUUCAGGGAAAAAAAGUUACAAGAGAGAAAUCUGAAAAUUGUCAGCAAUCCAUUAAAUCAGGUAACAGUGAUUUUUCUAACCUCCCAGCCCAUUCAGAAGAGAAUGUUGAAAAUUCACAAAUUAUUAGAAGUUCUGGGGAGUGUACAAGUAGUGCUAUAACCAUUACAGCUACUGGAAGUCUUCAGAAAGAUAUAACAGGUAUAGCUAUAGAUGAUAGCUCCAAUGGAUUGCAGCCUGGGGAAGUAAGAGGGGGAAUUAGAAAAGAUUUCCCAAAAAACCCUGAUAAACCACUUUCUGACUCAGAAAGCCAAGCCUUUGCUCUUACUCCAGCCUUGCAUAAACUACAGCUUGAUGAGAAGACUUGUUCAAGUGAACAAGAUUUAGACAGUUUACAGUCUGAACCCAGAGAACUACCUCAAAGAAGUCAGGAGGUAAAUAUGACAGAGAGCAAGGCUAAAGAUGAAAUGCAGGAGUUGGCAUGGAAUCAACCUUCACUUCUUGAAGGAAGUAAUAAAAGUAAAAAAAGCUUGGAUGACCUAGAAAAAGGGGAAAACAGAUCUUCAGUUAAACACAGAUUGGCAGUUAUGUCCAAAGCAAGCAGAAAAUUUCCAGCUGAAGAUUUAUACCCCAGAAGACAUGUAACUACUAUCUUUCCUCAAAGUGGGAACAAUUCUGGCUUUAGCACCUUAUCCCCUGGCACACCAGAGUGCAACCCACACUCCCCUGUGCCUACGUUAAAGUCCACAGAAUCCACAGAUGAAAGCAGGUUAAGUAAUGAUGGAGUAAAUGUGGAGAAAUCCGAGGACCCUCUCCAGGUUACUGCAAUAACCAACAGAGAAACUUCUACACACUUAAGCAAUCAGAAGUCUAACAAUAUUUCACAGCCACAUCAAAAUGAGUUUAAAAAAAUCUCAGAAUCACAACUAAAGUAUGAGAAUUCUAAGGAUGUAACAGUAGCUCAGAUUUUGGAAGGAGAGUCAGAAGCCCUGGCCCAACCCUCAUUGAUCAGCCUCAGGGAAGCAGAUUUCCCUGACCAUCAGAGGGGGCUGAACCCUCCUUUUCAAUUGGAGCCUGCAGAGAAAUCUACAGUAAGCAUGCCACUGGCCAGUUUUCAGCAACAACAAAGGAGUGCUUCAUCUCUGGAGUGGGAACCUGAGCCACACCCCUAUCAUUCAAAGAGUUUAAAAAGCAUCAAUGUGCACGGUGCUCUACUACGAAAAAGUCAUCCUCCAAAAUUCAGAGAGCGUCAUUUUUCUGAAAGUACUUCUAUUGACAAUGCCCUGAGUCAACUGACCCUUGGGAAUGAAUUCUCUAACAACAGUGGGUACAGUCGAAGAUUCAAAUCUUUUUCUGAACUACCCUCCUGUGAUGAAAAUGAAAGUUGGGCUUUGUACAACAGCGGGCCAAAAAUGGGUCCUAGGUCUGCAACAUCUAUAUCCAGACCUAUUGACUAUGGGAUAUUUGGGAAAGAACAACAACUGGCUUUCUUGGAGAAUGUAAAGAGGUCACUCACACAAGGAAGAUUAUGGAAACCAAGUUUUCUUAAGAACCCUGGCUUCCUGAAAGAUGAUGUAGUUAACCCUCCUAACCCAACAGAGUCAUCAAGUUCUAAUUCUCCUAGUAAUCAGAUGCCAAAAGAUGGCUUAUCUCUAAGUGCACCACUUAAUAUCUAUGAAGAUGAUCCAGUAGACUCAGAUUGUGACACAGACACAACCACGGAUGACGAAUACUACCUGGAUGAAAAUGACAAAGAGUCAGAACUGUGAAGCUUUUUCUAUAAAAUGUAUAACCUUUUCACCAAAAGUUUGUAAUGUAGGGCUUCCCUGGUGGCUCAGUGGUUGAGAGUCCGCCUGCCGAUGCAGGGGACACGGGUUCGUGCCCCGGUCCGGGAAGAUCCCACAUGCCGCGGAGUGGCUGGGCCUGUGAGCCAUGGCCGCUGAGCCUGCGCGUCCAGAGCCUGUGCUCCGCGACGGGAGAGGCCACAACAGUGAGAGGCCCGCGAACUGCAAAAAAAAAAAAAAAAAAAAAAAAAAGUUUGUAAUGUAAAUAAAGUGCAAAUAUGUAUGUCUACGGAAAGGACAGACAUUAGAAAAAAAAAAUAUCUAGUCUGGGCAGUUCCUGCUCUGAAACAAUCCAAAUUCUCUUUUUUUCCCCCUCCACACCCUAUAUAUAGACUUCCUGAAUUCUAGAGCAAUGAAUUCUUGUUUAGAGGGAUUCUCUGCUGUUUUCUUCCCCUGUAUAUAUCCUUGGCCUUCUGCCACUCAGCCCAAACUUAAUCUCUAAUUCACUGUCCAGUUUUGGUUUUCUGCUCUAUUUUCCCCCUAACUUUCUUAUACCUUUCAUGGUGAUUUACAACUUUAAUAUCCCAGCACAACAGCAAAACUCUGUCUUGCCUCUUCCAUACCUUAUAUUCAUGGCAUUUAAUAAAAUAUAGGGUGAUAACAAUGGAGUAAGUAUUAUUAUCCUGUCUGACUCAUCAACAUUUAGGAGGUUUAGAGUUUGGGUUUUUUGGGGUUUUUUUCUUUUGAGCAAAGAUAAGGCCAUAUCUAUAAGGACAUCCUGUUUUAUCCAUAGCGGAGCCAGGGAAACACAUAUUUGAAGUGCUUGAGAUAGUAGGUGAAGAGGUAAAUCCCUAGUAAGCCAAAGAACAUUAGUACUUCUAGGAAUUCCUUUGAAAUAGUUUCUAGGAUGGUAUAGAAGGUGGCUUUGCCACAGAAUUUCUGCUUAGGAAGGGAACAUAACUGAGGGGUAGAGAUAAGCAGACAUCCCUUCAUGAGACUGACAUCCUUACUGCAGCUCUCUCUGCAACUGUUCCUUUUUUCUUCCAUUUCUCCAGAACCAUCCAUUUAAAUUUUUUCUUUAUUUGCAGGAUAGAACACUUUUUUCCAUGUGAGACAUUUUAGUUGCAAAUGGUAGCCUUGGUCAAGUCCCUAAAGUACUACCAAGUCAGAUCUGACACCUUGGGGUUCACAGGCUUCUUUGCCAGAUCAUUUACCAGACCCUUGGAAAUUAGAAGGCAGAACUUCUAAGGGCUCGUCACUAUGAUUCCUUCAAUAAUUUAUCUAGACUAAAUAACUUGUCACACCCACUGAUAACUUGGCUUUCCUAACUCUUUAUUUGCCAUGCGGAAUUUUUGGGGUUUUCUCUCCUCCUAAUCAGCAUAAAGACCAAUAAACAGGUGGCAGUGAAGCUAAUCUGCUAGAACUACAGAAAUCAUGCCAUCCUGGAUCUUAGUACUGUGAGGGUCAGCAUGAAUGGAUUUCAUCUUGUUUGGUUUAUAUUUGCUUCCUGGCCUCAUUUUAGUUUCCAUUUUUCUCACCUAGUUUGUUUCAUCCAUAUAAAUUAAGGAUAAUGAUAGGUGUUGGGGAAGUAUGCAGAAAUUUGGAACUGAUAGAAAUGCAAGAAAGGACUAUAUUAUUAUUAUCCUCCUAACCAUUGCCUUGCCUAGAAGCAAAAUGCCAGAGCUAGUUUGCAUUGUUCCCAUGAAACUCAAAACUAAGGAAAAUGAGGUAAUUACAUGAAAGCUAUUUCUUCAAUCUAUAAAUUGUCUUAAACUUCAAGCUCUGGCCAAUCCUGACCUCAAAGAGACUGACAGUAGAAUUCUAAAUCAACUGUUCUAAACGUUUCCAUUUAAAUUUGUAUGGUGAAGAAUAAAUAACAGUUUAUUCUUUGUUUCAUGUAUGUUUGUAAAUUCUACCUUCCUUUUUCUAUUUAUCUGAUAAUUUAAAUAAAAUUCAUAAACCAUGACCUAUGUUUUCUAUUUAAUUUUAAAAUAUUCGAAGUUAAUAUUUUAAUAUUAAGAUUCUUGGUUUUUUAAAUGAUCAUUUACCAAUCUAUUUCAGUAAAUAUUCUGAGUCUACAUGUAUGUUACAAAAGGUGAGAUGAAGUUAGCUUAUUUUUCACUGAAUUUAGCCUAUAUCAACAAUUAGGUAAAUUAAAGUCAGGCUAAACAACUACUUUGGGACCCUGCUUCUCUGUACUAGAAUCUACCAUCUGAAUUCAAAGGUCAUUGAUGGCCAAUGCUCAUUGCACUAUUUGUAAUAUUUGCUUGUUGGUCUGGCUCAAAAGUCAAGCAAACAGAAAAAUUCAUGAAAAUAGCACCUUCUAUAAUUUUAUACCUUUAUAAAACACUUCAUUAAAGAAGUAUAGCAAAUGUCUAUGUAUUUUAACAUACAAACUGCUGCUUUUUAAUAUUCAUUUUUGGUAUAGCUAUAAUAAUUUAUAGUAGUCAUUUUUAUACUCAUAACUCGUUUUCUAAAAUAUAUAAUCAUCAUUAAAGUAAAUAGUCGCAUAAAUGGAGUAAAUAAUGAAGAAAUCAAUAUUAAUAAGUACCUGGUAAAUUAUUAACUUGUUUAAAUGAUAGACUUCUAUAGCCAUAAAUUUUACAUGUAAAGUCCAUUUAAAAUAGGGCUUAGGGGCUUCCCUGGUGGCGCAGUGGUUAAGAGUCCGCCUGCCGAUGCAGGGGAAGUGGGUUCGUGCCCCGGUCUGGGAGGAUCCCACAUGCCGCGGAGCGGCUGGGCCCGUGAGCCAUGGCCGCUGAGUCUGCGCGUCCGGAGCCUGUGCUCCGCAACGAGAGAGGCCACAACGGUGAGAGGCCCGCGUAACGCAAAAAUAAAUAAAUAAAUAAAAUUAAAAAUAAAAUAAUAAAAUAAAAUAGGACUUAAUGAGAUUAUUUUAAUUUUUAGAGACUUCCCUCUAAAUAAUUUACUCCCUUAUAUUGUAAAUACAUCGCUGUUAAUAAAACUCCAACUGCUGCUAACAAGGUUUUGGCUGAUGAUAGGCUAAUAAAAUCUGCUUUGUGUAGGAGGUACAUGUGUGCCUGUACUUGAGGUGGUGAAAGAAAGUCCACUUACGUUAUGGUAAAGCUAGGUGUCAAACUGGAAUAUCCACAUGUCCAUAAAAGUAAUAUACUCCAUUGAAUACCAGAGGGUUAAAGAGGCCUUUUUGCUAAGAGUUUAUUGUUAAUAAUAGUAAUAAUGCUUCAGAAUAACCCAUUUAAAUGUACAGUGUAGAUAUGUAAAUAUUUUACUUUGAGUCUCUUUGUGACUGGCACUUCUGUGUUUCUGAAACAUGUAAUAAGCCUUAAGCACUUUUGUUUAAAAUGUUGUCAAAUAAUCCUUUUAUGUACUUGUUCUCAAACCUGUUCCCUAGAUAUGAAAUGUGUUACAAGACAAGGUACAAAUUUGAAACAAUGCCUGUGUUGAAAUAAAUGAU